Messenger RNA from Chenopodium quinoa (quinoa), 3070 nucleotides. Its product is annotated as very-long-chain 3-oxoacyl-CoA reductase-like protein At1g24470. Gene Ontology annotation, cellular component: endoplasmic reticulum. Gene Ontology annotation, molecular function: ketoreductase activity. NCBI's taxonomy places the organism in Eukaryota, Viridiplantae, Streptophyta, Magnoliopsida, Caryophyllales, Amaranthaceae. The coding region runs from base 159 to 1106 and encodes 315 amino acids. The transcript is spliced from 3 exons. The record is from RefSeq and is a predicted model, not a curated record.
UACUCAUAAUUAAAUGGAGCAAUUAAUAGAGGACGUUUACUUAUUGAAGGGGACAUAAUUAAAUGUAUUGUAUAGGUACCUAACUUAGCUACUUAAUAUAAGUAGAUUACCUCCAUGAUUUUUUUUAAGAAUGUGUUCUCUUUAACCAACAAUAAACCAUGCUUCAAGCUUGCAAUGACCUCCUUCUAACCCAGCCUCUAUGUAUUUCCCUUCUUUCAUUCUUAGGCAUCCUCUCCAUUUUCAAACACACAUUAUGUCUCCUAAAAUGGACAUACAUAUCCUUCCUUAGACCCCCAAAAGACCUUAAAAAAACCUAUGGUUCAUGGGCACUAAUCACCGGCUCUUCCGAUGGCAUCGGAAGAGCCUUUGCCUUUGAGCUCGCGGCUCAUGGCCUCAACCUCAUCCUUGUUAGUCGUAGUGCAACCAAACUUGAACAUGUCGCUUGUGAUAUCAAACAUAAGUUCCCUAACAUAAACAUCAAAAUGGUGGCAAUAGAUUUUUCAAGGGACAUAUCAUAUGUUACAAAAGAGGUUAAGAGUGUUGUUAAAGGGUUAGAUGUUGGAGUUUUGGUUAAUAAUGUGGGAAUAACAUAUCCAAAAGCUAUGUAUGUUCAUGAAAUAGAUGAAGAUACAUGGAUGAAGAUUUUGCGAGUAAAUGUUGGAUCUAUAAAUGGAGUUACUAAAGCAAUUUUGCCUAAUAUGUUACAAAAAAGGAAAGGUGCAAUUAUAAAUAUUGGUUCUGGUGCGUCUAUUGUUGUGCCUUCUCAUCCUCUUUAUGCCAUUUAUGCUGCUACUAAAGGUUAUAUUGAUCAACUCUCUAGAAGUCUUCAUGUGGAGUACAAGAGUCAAGGGGUCGAUGUGCAAUGCCAGUUACCAUUGUAUGUUGCAACCAAAAUGGCCUUUAAUGUGGCAUCCGUCGAGAGACCAACCUUGUUCAUCCCCACGGCUGAGGAUUAUGCCGUGGCUGCAGUCCGGCGUAUCGGGUAUGAAGCAAGGUGUACACCCUUUUGGGCACAUUCACUUCAAUGGUACAUGGCUAGUUACCUUCCCAAUAGUUGGCUUGAUGCAUGGCGCCUCUCUAUAGGCAUUCGGAGGAGAUCAGCCUAAUUCUAUAACAAUUCUCAUACGUCUACCUCCGUUAAAUUUUACGUGCAACUUUGAAAUAUUUUAUAUCUUACAAAUAAUACCACAAAAUUGCAUGUAAAAAUUAACGUAAUAGAGGUAGUAUUCAAAUUCUGUAAAAUCAUCAAAUAAAAAGAUAAAUUUUGAAUAUAAAUAAAUAAAUUAUAAACGAACGUAAUGUUGAUUUGUAUCCCGUAUUAAUAAUUUUGUACACAAUCGAUAAUAAAGUCACUUUUUUACAAUAUAUGGUACUCGUACGUAUCAUAUCAUACAUGACAAUACAAGUUAUCACAAAUAGAUUUAGGGCCUGAUUAUUGAGGAUCUAGCUAGUAACUCGUGUUUGACUUGUAGCAUUCAAAAUACACAGGACAACAGACGAGCAUAAGAGCCAAAACCCCAGCGAUUCCUGUUAUCAAAAUCCACAUGCUAGGUUUCCAAUUUAUAAGUUGAGUUGCAUCUGUUGGAUUUUCACGACAUGAUUCCAGAUCACCAAUUGUCCUGUCUUUGAUAUUACGUAGUUGUUCAUCGUUGUUUGUCACUUUUAAUGUUGCUAUAGAGAUAUCACGUACUAGAUCAGCGCGAGACUCUUUUCGAAAAGCCUGCACCAAAUUGCAUGUACAAGUAUAAAAUCCAUCAUUCACAUGAAUAACUUAGAUUAGGGAUGGCAACGGGUCGGACUAGGAGCGGAUUAUGCUAAAUCCGACUCCGACCCGACAGGAAGUCGGAGGUUGAAUCCGACAUCCGACUCCGACAUCCGACUUCGACAUUCGACUCCGACUCCUAUUUCAAUAUCCGACCUCCGACUCCGACUCCGAUCCGACCCGACUCCGAGUUUUUUUUCAUUAUUCAAUAUACUUUGAGAUGUUAGGCUAUUUGGGCCUUUACAACCCACACCCAAUGCCACCAUGACCCACACAAAAAUCCACUAUCUAUUGGAGUCGGAGUCGAAUAAUCCGUUAAAGUCGGACAUUUGUCGGAGUCGGAUUUUUUUCUCGGAUUUUUUAUAGGAUCCGACUCCGACCCUCCUCCGACUCGGAGUCGGAUUAUUUUAACGGAGUCGAACUCGGAUUACUUUUUUCUCGGACUCGAAGCGGAUAUUUUACCUCGGAUCGGAGCGGAGUAGGGUCGGAUCCAGACUAGAUUGUCAUCCCUAACUUAGAUAUGGUCACGUUUAAAUUCAUCUUACUCAAUUAUAUUACUCAAUCUGUUUUUUAAUACUUGUUUCAUUUCUCCAUGCGCGGAGUUUUAGAAAAAUUGAAAAAAAUAAUAAAAUAUGGAGGUAGUGGGGUUGGUGGAAUAAUAAAAAAAUUGUAAAAAAAAAGGUAGUGAAGAGAAUUGAAGGAGAGAGAAUAUAGAACGAAUUAAUAUUGUUGGGUCCACUUGGUGAGAGAAAUUAAUUAAAUAUUGUAAAAGGUUUCAAAUAAGAAAAUGGAACAUGUAUUUAAAAACGGCUAAAAGAAAAGUGGGACAAGUAUUUAAAAACGGAGAGAGUACAAAGUACAGAUUAUUACUUAUUUCAAAUCAGGGACAAUACUAUUAAUUUCAGAUCAACCUUUAUGUGUAAUUAAAAAAAAAAAACUAUUUUUUUUUAGAAAAAGGAGUUAGGAUUGAGUCAUUACAAAAAAAAAAAAAAAAAAAAAUUCAGAUUAGAUCACAUAAGUCAAAAUAAGCUAAGGUGAACAUUGUUUAAGUUUGAGUGAAAAUAUCUUAUGAAAAUGAGCCAAAUAAACACGUACUAUUAUGCUAUGUUUGGAUAACAAAUUAAAAGGGAAAUGGAAGGAAAGGAAAUAGGAGGAAGGGGAAGGAAGGGAAAGUGGAGAAAAUGAUGAGCUUCAUUUUCCCUCCAAAUAUCUCCAAUUUUAAAGGGAUGAUCUUUAUUAACGCUUUGUUUGGAUAGCAAAGAAGGAAGGAAAAGAAGGAAAGGGAAAAUGGAGGAAGGGAAGGGAAAA